This is a messenger RNA of Corapipo altera (White-ruffed manakin), 3507 nucleotides long. It is a transcript of the gene SELE, whose product is annotated as selectin E. NCBI's taxonomy places the organism in Eukaryota, Metazoa, Chordata, Aves, Passeriformes, Pipridae. Gene Ontology annotation, molecular function: sialic acid binding; oligosaccharide binding. Gene Ontology annotation, biological process: heterophilic cell-cell adhesion; leukocyte tethering or rolling; response to cytokine. Bases 1922 to 3379 code for a protein of 485 amino acids. The record is from RefSeq and is a predicted model, not a curated record. Gene Ontology annotation, cellular component: external side of plasma membrane; membrane. The transcript is spliced from 16 exons.
CAUUGACCCACUUUAAUGUAUGGGCAUACAAACAUCUGAUUUGGCUCAGCUGAAGGAAAAGGGAAUAAGGCACCACAUGUGCAAACAUUUGAGUACUCUUGUAGCCACUAAAGAAAUCAGUCUUCAUGUUUUAUUUAUCUGCAAUCUUGCCUUAGCUCAUAAUUGCUUAGUUUUAAGUAUCUGUGCUCUUAUGCCACUGCAACUCCAAACUAAGGCAAGGUCAGAUGACCCGUGUGAUUUUUAACCCUCAUUUAAAUCACUGCUCAGUGUUACUUUCACUGAAAUUUAAACCAGUUGUGGUAGAAGUUGCCUUUCCAUUAUUGUCUUACGUGACUGAAUGUGUUAUCUUGAUUUCUUAUAAUAGAACUGCAAUUUUUUUUCCCUGUGAAAAAGCCUUUACUGCACAACAGUGCAGUGUACUGAUUAAAACCUGUGAUUUACGGGCUGCUUUCUUUUUCCAGUAAUAUUUCAUACAACACUUAACUUAGAAGACUGAGAAAAAAAUAGCUCAAGACUGCAUUAUCACACAAAACAUGUACUCUUGUUCAUCACUGACUCAGCCCCAAGAGGAACAGCUUAAAUAAACUGCAUUUAAACUGCACAGAUUAAAAUCGAUGUGUUAUAAAAUUCACACUUCUGAAAAAUACCAAAUAAUGUAGUUAUGCCAGUUGUAAAGCAAGAGCUACAGAUCACUCUUACGUUGGUAACCACUUUAAAGACCCCAUCCAGCCUUGCAAAUAGCAACACAACAUCUACUUCAAAACCAAGUCAAUGACUAUUUCUCUGAUUUCCAUAAAGCACCAGGUUAGUUCUGUUUUAGAAUCCGACAAACUUCUAAGUUGAGAGAAGAAUUAAACCAAUGUAAUUAAUAUAUUAACUUCUGACCUGCAACUGAGGUCAUCUGGCCCUCCAGGUCUCUGCCUGACAAGCCCUCAUGGCAAUAAAACUCUGAUUUUACAUCAUGCUCCUCUGUAAUCAUCAAGGUACCAGAAGCAGAGAAACAAGGUACUUUGCACAGACAACAAAAGCAGGAGUUGACCACUGCCAUUAACACUACUUUGGCAGCUGAGUAACAUAGGUGUGAAGUCUCACUUAAAAACACAGUUGUGGUGAGGACUUAAAAUUACAAGAGUUUAACAGAAGAAGCAGUGCCUUCCCACCCCACAUAAAUACUACAGAGGGUUUUUUUCUUAUGAUUCCGGGUGCCAAGAGUCAUCUUGGAGCAAAAGCAGCACUAACAAACACUUGAUACAUUCAAGGCCCAACCUUCACUGCUCAUCUAAGAAUGCUUCAUUUCCUCAAGCAUAGAAGUCUUUUGCGUGACUGUGGAAAACUUUAUUGCCCCAUUUCAGUUAUGAGGCGUGGAAGGGGCUAGCAACAAACAACAAUGGAGCUCACGUGGAAGGCCCGGCUUCUAAUUACCUUGAUCUUCCUUUCCGAGACACAGAAAGGCAAUAUUUGCUUUUUACCAGCCCUCUGACACCUUUUCCCAUACUCCCAAAGUGUAAGAGGAGAGUGGACAACUUCCCAGCUCUGCACAGCACCAGAAAGGAGGCUCUUAUGUUCCCAAAUCAAGUGGCAAAAGAAGAAAAAAGCAUGAAUGUGAAAUAACUGUGGGAAGAGAACAAAUCAGUAACAUGGAAACCAGCUAAGGGGCAGGUUGCAUGGCAUUGCUAGCUUGAUAAUCUACAGUUCAACCUAAGUAACUGUAUCACAGGAGUGGCUAGUUGAGGGAAUAAAAGGCAGGGGAUUACAGAGUCGAGGCACUUGGAGCUGAACUUGAUCUUCAAGUCCGAGUUCAUCAACUUAGCCACGGAAAGGAGCCAGUGAGAAAUAUUGCAGAGGGACUUCUGCCACGGGGACUCUGCAGCUGCAACCUAGUCAUCUGCUUUAAAAGAUAAAGAAGAGAAAACACUCAAACAUGGUUUGCUUGUGGUUCCUAUCUCUUCUUACUUAUGGACUUACAGUGCUGCAGGGGGUGAAUGGUUGGACAUACCAUUAUUCAGACAGAAACAUGACCUACAGGGAAGCAGAGGAGUGGUGCAAAAAGAGGUAUACUAACAUGGUUGCCAUUCAGAAUAAGGAGGAAAUCAACUAUCUCAAUAACUUCUUACCCUAUAAUCCGGGUUACUACUGGAUUGGAAUCAGAAAAAUUAAUGAUGUGUGGACCUGGGUUGGAACUAACAAAGAACUGACAGAAGAAGCAAGAAACUGGGCUUCAGGUGAGCCAAAUGGCAAAGGGAACAACGAGGACUGCGUGGAAAUCUACAUCAAAAGAGGGAAGGAUGAUGGCAAAUGGAAUGAUGAACAGUGUGAGAAAAAGAAGGUCGCCUUGUGCUACACAGCUUCUUGCAACCCAUCUCUCUGCAGUGGCCGUGGAGAAUGUAUAGAAACUAUUAACAGUCACACCUGCCAUUGUAACCCUGGGUUCUAUGGCCCUGAAUGCGAGUUUGUUGAGAGUUGUGAUCCACUAAGGAAACCUGAGCACGGGAGCCUCGAGUGCAACCAUCCAUUGGGGAACUUCAGCUACAACUCAUCCUGCACAGUUCAGUGUGAGGAAGGCUAUGAACUGACUGCACUGGAAUCUGUACACUGCACCUCCUCUGGGGUCUGGUCUGCCCCCCUUGCAGCAUGCAAAGCUGUGACCUGUCCUGCCUUGGAAAUGCCUGCCCGUGGUGCUGUGAACUGCUCCCAUCCCUCUCUGGAGCUCACCUGGGGUACCAUCUGCGAGUUCACCUGUGAGGAAGGCUUUACCCUGACAGGACCAGCCACGCUGCAGUGUGGGUCUUCUGGGGCCUGGAACAGGCAGCAGCCAUCCUGUGCAGCUGUGAGGUGUGAGGCUGUAAGCUGGCCAGAAGGCGGCUCUGUGACCUGUGAUCCUGCAGAUCUCACCUAUGGCUCACGCUGUGAGUUCCACUGCAAUGAGGGCUACGUUGUGGAUGGCCCGUCCAGCACUGAGUGCACAGCACAGGGACAGUGGUCAGAGCCAGUGCCAAGAUGCAAAGUUGUACAGUGUGAACCACUGAGCUCUCCUCAGAAAGGCUCUAUGGAUUGCUCACAUGGUGCUGGGAUGUUCACAUACAACACCUCCUGCCACUUCAGCUGUCUUGAGGGAUGGAAUCUCAAUGGCUCUCAUGUUCUGGAGUGCAGUCACUCAGGAACCUGGAGUGCCAGCCUGCCCACAUGUGAAGCUCCUGAGCUAGUCAGCUACGUCUCUGUGGGCAUAGCAGCCACAUCUGCCUCCCUGCUGUCCACAGCAUCAUUCCUCCUUUGGCUUGCAAAGCGCUUCCGGAGAAAAGCAAAGAAAUUUAUUCCUUUCAGUAACCAGCAUGAAACAGCCACUGAAGGUAUUUUCCAAAGUACUGGCCAGGAUGUCUAACUCAGGUGUUUCAGGAAUGGAAGCCACCUUUGUCUCAGAUUUCUGGAAAAUGAAGCUGCAUGCAAAUCAGCAGCUCUCCAGAUGUUUUUACCUCUUGCAAUACAAAAGACCUUGUGUGUUUGCUCAGA